Messenger RNA from Esox lucius (northern pike), 5065 nucleotides. RefSeq names its product ras association domain-containing protein 8 (gene rassf8a). Gene Ontology annotation, biological process: signal transduction. The transcript is spliced from 6 exons. Bases 477 to 1868 code for a protein of 463 amino acids. The record is from RefSeq and is a predicted model, not a curated record. Lineage: Eukaryota; Metazoa; Chordata; Actinopteri; Esociformes; Esocidae.
UUCCUUGCGGUGUCCCAGUUCAGAUGCUAUGUAUUUACAAGCAAGAGUAGUGAAAUAGGGAGAGGGCAAUUUUCCGCAGCUUAUUAGUGUGACCACAAGGGCUAUCUCAGAGACAGCGCAGCGAGAAACUUUCAGCCAUGGAUAUCACGACGCAGCUAAUUUUCUGUUGAUGCUGUUUCCUCUUUGCUGUGAACCGUUACCUUCUCACUUUUUCGCAGUUUUUCAAGUGAUUUACAGUCUUGCACUGACAAAAUGUCACAUUUACAGAUUUGAUAUUAGUAAGCAGAAUCUGUUUUCUUAAACUUCGGUCCAAGAAGAGUGGGGCACUUCUGUUGCACCUACAACAAGAAGUGAGGUAGUGGCACAAGGGAUUUCACCUGGAGUCACCCUGCGCAGCUGGAGUUUUCCGGAAUGACAGGGACAGCCCACCACAGCAGACCCCCUUGUAGCACCUGACCUGAGCCAGCUGACCCAGCAUGGAGCUCAAGGUCUGGGUGGAUGGGGUCCAGAGAGUCGUAUGUGGAGUCACAGAAGCAACUACUUGCCAGGAAGUGGUAAUUGCUCUGGCCCAGGCCAUAGGUCGCACUGGGCGCUACACCUUGGUGGAGAAAUGGCGAGACACAGAACGCCACUUGGCCCCCCACGAGAGCCCCGUAGCCUCCCUCAACACCUGGGGUCAGUAUGCCGGCGAUGUCCAGCUGAUCCUUCACCGCACAGGCCCCUCCCUGACUGAACGGCCCCCCUCGGAGGGGCCCCCACUCCGGGGCCCAGAACGUGGCCUCCACCGGCAGAGUCUCCCGCCGCUGACUAAGCUCCGGCAUCCCAGCGAGCGCUCCCUCCGCCGCCGCGAGCCACGCCGCAAGUCCCUUACUUUCACCGGCGGGCCCCGGGGCCUCCGGGAAAUCCUGAGUGGAGGCCGGGGUGGAGAGGGGAGGGAGGCCGAGGCCAAAAGACGUCUUCUACUCCAAGGGAACAGUGGGAACCAGAACCACAUACAUGCAGCUGCGGCGGCAGCUGUAGCCCCGAGAGGGACGGUGUCCCCAGGCAUGUGGGCCUAUCGCAUGGAGGACCUAAUUAGACUGGUGGGGCUCCAGAGAGAAACUCUAGGCGUACUGGAGAAGAGGCUAGAGGCCUACGAGGCUGAGCUGCAGACAUGGGGUGUAUGUGGGGGAGGCGCAGAAGAGAUCAGAGGAGCAGGGGGGCUGAUUGAGGACAUAGUGAGGCUGGAGAGACGACUGAGGAAGAACGAGGUGGAGAUGGAGGAAGAGGAGUUUUGGGCCAGCGAGCUUCAAAUUGAGUUGGAGAGCGAGAGGCAGCUCAAGGACCGACUUGAGGAGUUGAGAGGGCGACUUCAGGGCACUGAGGUGGAACUGGGGGACAGGAUGGCUCUGGUUCAGGGAGUGGAGGCCGGUCUGGAGGAGAAGCGUCUGCAAAGGGAGAGACAGGAGACACAGAGGGUGAGCGAGGUGGAGGCCAAAGGGCAGGUGCUCAGGGCCCGCAUGGAGCUCAAAGCCCAAGAGAGACAGACCGUCCAGUUGGAGAGUAGCUGCAGAGCCGUGGAGAGGUCCCUGGGCCAGAGUGGCAAGAGACUGCAGGACAUGCAGCAUGAGUUGGAGCAGCUGACCAAGGAGCUGAGACAGGUCAACCUGCAGCAGUUCAUCCAGCAGACGGGUACCAAGGUCACAGUGCUGCCAGCCGAGCCUGCGGACGAUGACGAGCAGACCCCCCCCACUGGACAGGGCAUAGACUUGGCGCCAAUGUCUGGUUCCUUGAAACGUCCAGUGUCCUCCCAUCAAAUGCCUGGUCACCUUCGGGUUCUGCACAGCCCUCUAACAUCCGGCUUGAACCCAGAAGGGAUAUAUGUGUAGGAGGACAAAGGAAACUGACAAGGAUGUCAGUGUUUCCCCUGCCAAUUGGUUUCUCACUACCAACAUAAAGGUAGCCGCUUGGUAACCUGUCCCCAGAAAGGUUGGCGCUAGCCAACUCCUCUCCUGGUCACUCCUAACCAAGGGUUGGUUAAAUACUGGGACAAGACUACCUCAAGGAUGUGACAGGACGUCCAGGUAAAAUAUACCUCAGUAAUACUCCUGGGUAUGCUCUGUCAUGAAUACAAAUAAGAAUACAAGAUGAUAUGACAUGAAGUCUUUGCGUACAAGCACUCCCAAGUAACCAACGUGGGACAACACAUCACAAUGACUGCUCUGACAAUGAAGGAAAAGAUGAUGGGUGACCUUCCUUAUUGCAGAGUUGGAUACCUGGCCUCCUGAACAGAGAUAGUUAAGAUAGCAAAAGACAUAAGCAAAUGUGUCAAAGCAUGGAUGGUUGUCUAUCUAUGGAUACCUUGGGUCUAGGUGUUGUGACAUCAUCAUUGUCCUCAUCUCUUAAGAGUAUACAAUUACUUUUACAAUUUUUUAUUUAAAGUAAUACAUUUGUAAUGUAGCUACAUUUUAACCAUUACCAUUUAACCACUAUAUACACAUUAAUUGGUUCGGUACUGUUUUAUAAGAAUGUUUGCAUUUUGAAAAGUAUCCCUCCAAACUAGAAAUGUGGCUGUUGAAAUCUGUGAACUAUAUCUUUGAAGAGUUCAGUGAUUCUGUGGUGAAUAAGUGUAUUUUAUCAAGUGUAUUGAUUGAUGUUUGGACCUCAGUGAAUCGUGGAUGAGAUGCCCCUAAAGGGACGAGUGGCUUUAAACGUUACUGUCCAGUGUUUCCAGAUUUCUAUUCAGUAUGAUCUAUAAUGAUUGCUUUAUGAGUGAAAUAGUUUUUCUUAAAUAUAAUGUUAAUUAAAUAUUUAAAAAUUCUGCUUUUCUGUGGUGGAAUGGUAUAGGUGUGCCCCAACAACAGAAUAUUGUGCGUAUAUGCCAUUCAAUAAAAGUAUUAUGAGUUGAUUCCCGAUUGGCCAGCUUAUCCUCCUCCAAAAGUGUUUUCCUCCUCCAAUUCAUACUUUGGCCAUGACUAUGGUUUGGGAUGAGUCAACAAAGUAUGAGUGCACAGAAUAUUAUUUAAUUGUAAUUUUCACUGGACAGUUACUUUACAGGAUCAGUUUCUGAAGCAUUUAUUCAGAGUAUUUUUCACAUCUUUGGCACUCAGCUUACUUCAAAAUGCAGGCAGGCUGUUUCUGCUCUGCUACGAUUGUCAGUACACACACUAUGCACAGCAAUACAACCAAUGGUUCAAGUUUUUUUUUUUUUUUACUGAAAAAAGUAGAUGGUCGCUAAUUAACUGUCCAAAUGUUCUGAAAUGUCAGUAACUGUCCAUUGAUAUGCCAUACAUUAUAUGCAAUGUCAAUUAUUGUUAAUUGAUAUGUCAUGCAACAUGCAUAUGUUAUAAAGCUAGAUUAAAUGUCAGUUCAAAUGGUAGAAUAGUACAAAUAGUAUACAUUUUGGUCAAUGUUCAAUUUUAUAUCCAUUGCUCAAGAAUAAGCAGAAUUGUUUUAAUGUAACAGUAUUUAAUGAACCAACAGUGUUAGUUUUCUCUUUAAUCUUGUGUUGAAAAUAUGACUAUGUUACUUGGCCAAAAAGUUCAUUCAUUGGUAAAGAUAUGCGGCCAAAGAUUAGAGGUCUUAUUGCAUGUAUUUCCAAAUAGCCAUAUCUGAAUACUUAUUCAAAGCUAAGUGAUAGUAAACUAACUUUAGUCAGAUCCUAAAAGGGAGUGUUUUUGACUCAGUGGAGGAAUAUUGAACAUUAACAUGGUCCCAGGUCCUGUAUUCCGAAAGUGUCUGAGAUUAGGAGUGAUACAAGACUGUUUCACUGCUACUUAUCUUUCUAUAAGUUCUUAACAAGUGCCUUAUACUCAUGCUUAUUCCUGCAUAUAUACAACUAAUGUCAAGGUUUAUUCCAGAUCUGACCCUGCUCUUUUCUACCCAGGUCCCAGAUGUGUGUGCACAGUCUUGACAGCUCCUAUAGCCAUUUUUAAUGCCAGUGAUUAUAGAAGCUGGCUAAGGCAGCAAAAACCGAUCUGAGACCAGUCUAGCUAUAAUCAUUGUGAGCAAGAUGUUUAUGGAAGAAACUGGUGGUUAUUCCUGAUAGAAGUAUCACAGCCUAUAUACUUAACUUGAUUGUAUCAUUUGUUUCGUCCUGAGAAGUAGGUGGCUGUGUAGCCAUGAAGAACCCUUCUAGUUUCCGCUGGUUGGUUUUUGUCAGUGUUUAACAUUGUUUUGCCAUUGUGUUCUUUGCACUCCCAUGAUAAAAAUAUAAAUUGUGCAAACAGUAGAGUAAGCAAGUUUGUUGAUCAUUGAUAAAGAUGAACAAACAAUACUACAUGAAAAGAUUUAGCGAUUUUGUGCGCUCAGUUAAUUGGAACAUUAUUUCAUACAAAUACAAUUGCUUUGGACUCUACCUCAAAAAGGUAGAGUCCUAAGUGAUUUACACCAAUGUUUUCAAACCAUUUCAACAGCUCACCUUGCAAGAAUAAAACAGACAAAUCCAGAGGUUUUGGUGCAGGUGCAGCCAACUAGAGCACAAACUAACAUUGUGACAUUGUUAUAUAUACUCAUAUGUAACUGAAUGCAUAUAGUCCCCCUUUCAUUAUGUUUAAGGAUAUUGUAUUACUGAAAGAGCUACUUGUGGCCUCUAAGUGUCUGGCUUCUGGCAGAGGCAAACAUGUUUUGGGCUUUAAUAUCCAGGUAAUGGGUAUGAUGCCGUAAGCAAAAUAGUACCCCAUCAAAUAUCCUGUACAAUAUUCCCUAAACCAGGGUUUAAUAACCCUCUCCUCAGGGACCGUCAGUCAUUUCACAUGUGUUCAUCUUAACUAACACCUGAUCCAAUGAGUCCAGGGCUUGGUAAUAUUUGACUAAUUCAACUACGCCUGCCAGUUUAGGGCUACAACAAAACAUUAGAAACGUCUGGCGGUCCCGGAGGAGUGGGUUGGGAAAUUCUGCUCUAAAUUAAACUCUCACGGUAGGUAUUUGGGUUAUUUUCCUAAGAGGAUCCUUCCCAAUGUGUUCUCUAACUCAAAUGUUUUUUUGGAUUUUCUUUUAAAGGCCCUUUGUCUUGCAAGGUGAGGUGUUGGAAGUCGUUGAAAACUGAGGUGUAUAUAAUACCUUCAUACCUUCUUGAAAUAAAAUC